Hermetia illucens (black soldier fly) is the source of this 1881-nucleotide messenger RNA. RefSeq lists its product as uncharacterized. NCBI's taxonomy places the organism in Eukaryota, Metazoa, Arthropoda, Insecta, Diptera, Stratiomyidae. The transcript has 3 exons. The coding region runs from base 1 to 1881 and encodes 626 amino acids. The record is from RefSeq and is a predicted model, not a curated record.
AUGGAAAUAAAAUCAAAGUUCAUCUCAAUUUUAUUCUUUAUCGCGAUCUCGAAAAUAAGUCAACUAAUUUCUUCGGGAGUUCCAAUUGACCACAAUGACGUCAAAGUAGAUCCUAUCGCCAAUGCAAUCACUAUAACGAUUGGGAAGUUUGAUUUGAAUACUGUGGACUUCAUUAUGGGGACCAUUGAACUCUUCAGAUCUUCAAACCAAUACAAAAUACUGAACGAAGUACUCGACAAUAUCGUGGCUACCGUGCCUGUCCGUAUUUCCGAUUUUAACAAUAUCCAGAAAGUGGAACAACGCAAUCACAAUGUGCUCCUGGUCAAGGACUACGGAUCUGUUCAAAACAUUCUGAAUGCCAUGAACAGCUCUCGCUUCAAUUUUGAAGGAUUUUUCGUCAUCGCAUUUUCAGAACCGAUGAAACGAUCCGAGGAAAUUUCUGAGAAAAUAUUUUCUCAAUUCUACGAUCUGUACAUUCUGAACGUUAUCAUUCUUUCGAAGGACGUGAACUCACCUGACAUUGUGGACCUUUACACAUAUUUCCCUUUCACAGCCUCUCGUUGUCACAACGUAGCUCCGUUUUUAUAUAACCGAUUUGUGAACGGAGCACUGGAACAGGAAAAGGAUAUUUUUCCAGAUAAAGUUACAAAUUUCCAUCAAUGCCUCUUCCGGGUUGUGUGCUGGAAUUAUCCCCCUCUUAUGGAUUUAACCAAUUUUCGGGGAUCUAAGAUUCAUCCAGAGGGUGUCGACGGAAACAUGUUACGGAUUCUGGCAGAAAGACUCAACUUUACUUGGAGUUUUCUAGUGAGAAAGGCAGACCAGGACCGAGGGGUUAUUUUUGAGAAUGGUACAUCAACUGGAAGCAUGAAAAUAAUUAUUGAAGGAGACGGAAAUUUUUCAUUAUGUGGAGUUGCACUUACAUAUGAGCGCUCUCAAGCUUUGACGGGCGGUUACACUUACUUCGUUACGGGACUCGUUUUCGCACUACGGCCUGAAAAACUUUAUUCCUCCUUAUAUAGAAUAUUCUUCCCAUUCAGCCUGGAAAUUUGGUUCUUCCUUGCAUUCUUCUUUUUGACUGCAUCCAUUAUUUUAACCCUGUUCAAAAUCGUUAAGAAAAACUACAGAGCCAUACUGCUUGGCAGGGGAAACCAUUCACCGUUCCUCCAAAUGCUGGGAUUAGCACUAGGAAACCCAGUGGCAUUUGUUCCAAACUAUAAUUUUGCAAGGACUUUAUUCAUAUUAUGGAUAAUUACCACAUCAGUUCUAAGGACAUCGUAUCAAGGUGUGUUGUUCGAUUUCCUUCAGAAGAAAGAAUAUAGACAGUCACCUAACACUAUAAAAGAGAUGAUUGAUUCAGGACACAUUCCAUAUCUUCCCCCUGCCGUGGAAUACUUUGCCUUCUCCGUAAUAAAAAAUGGCACACACCAACAUAUAAUUGGGAACGUCUUUCAGUAUUACGACCGCCUCUACGAUCCUAACUACAAAGGGAUUAUAUUAUAUCCAGAGGUUUCUCUUCAAUACUAUAACAGUCUGAAUUGGUCCAGACCUGCGUUACGAAAGUUGCCGGAAAAGGUGUCCUUCUUACCAAUUAGUAUUCUUUUUAAGAAAAAUUCUUUUUUGAAGCAGCCUUUCGACAAGGUAAUUUGGCAGAUUUUGGAUAGUGGCUUAAUUGAUUUUUGGAAUUCAAAAAUGCUGAACCGAACAAGAAAAGUUUCUAGAUUUAAUAUGAAUGAACCUCCAAAAAUUACCAUGGAAGACUUGGAAGGCUGUUACAGGUUUUGUUCUUUCCUACUUUUAUUGGGUUUCACGGUUUUCGCAGCUGAGAUGUUAUCAUUACGGGUUCCGCGACUCAGGAGGCUGUUGGAGUUUUAUACAGAAUAA